AUCUUGGUCUGCGACACGGCGCCACGAAAGCAUGGAGGGAAGAGGUGUUCAACAACGUGCACUGUUGCGUCAUGUCCUUCAAAGACUGCUUACACGCCUGGAACAUGUCCUGCAACAGCCACACCUGGACAUGGACUUCAUGCAGUUUGUAUGUUGUCAGGAGAGAGUUUUUCUCAGUGCCAUAGCAGGUCAAGUCACUAUUCCAGCAGAGGUAAUUGCAGGAAUAGAUGAACUGGACCGUACGAUCAACACUGAGAUUGAUCAAGAAAAAGUAACAGCAUUGAGUAUGGAGCAAGGUGCAAGAGGGCGCCCAAAGACACUCAUUUCUGACGAGCAAAUAAGCAGCCUGUUGGAGUUGUCGUUCCCUGUACCGACAAUUGCUGAUUUACUUGGGGUGUCCAUCAGAACAGUGCGUCGGCGGAUGGAGGAGUUCAACCUUAGUGUUAGGGCCUCCUACAGCAACCUCUCAAAUGAGCAGCUUGAUGGGAUUGUGUCUGAGAUUAAAACCAGGAUGCCACGUGCAGGAUACCGCAUGAUGAAAGGGGCAUUGGAGGCAGAAGGACACAAAGUGCAGUGGGAUCGUAUCCGAGCAUCACUGCAUAGGGUGGACACCCUUGGUGUGUAUUCCUGCAUGAUAAACCUUGGGUGUGUGGUGAGACGGAGCUACUUUGUUCCGAGCCCAAGGUUUCUCAUGCACAUUGACACCAAUCACAAACUGAUCAGGUUAGUUUUUUUUUUGUUUAAUCAUGCCUGAUGUUUAAUUAAAAGUGGUGAUAUUCACAACCACCGAACUAAAGGAGUUUACAUAACUGUGUGGAAG
Molecule: messenger RNA, 820 nt
Organism: Neoarius graeffei (lesser salmon catfish)
Lineage: Eukaryota; Metazoa; Chordata; Actinopteri; Siluriformes; Ariidae
Exons: 2
Coding region: 32-754 (240 amino acids)
Source: RefSeq, a predicted model, not a curated record